Messenger RNA from Amoebophrya sp. A25, 3969 nucleotides. The record is from the annotation of a GenBank genome assembly. NCBI's taxonomy places the organism in Eukaryota, Dinophyceae, Syndiniales, Amoebophryaceae.
AUGUUGUCAACGGUUCUGCAUGUGGCUGAGAGGGCAGCGCGGUACUCAGAGGCCUUUCCUGGUAGGCUGUGCAUGCUGUCGAAAACCUACAACCCCUUCGAUUUUGAGGAAGAGGCUGAAGAUCUACUUUUAAGAUUCUCAAUUAUUUGUAGGAGCAGGGGGAGCAAGUUAAUUUUCACUGGGAAACGAAUAAUGAUAAUUUAUUUUAAUAUUAUAAAGUAAGGGCAAGGGCUGAGGGAUGGGCCUGACACUCAGAAACUGAUUUUGCUUUCUAAUGAUGGGAUGCACGAAAAUGGAAUACUUGGACAGCUUCACCAUCUACAUUCGCUACCAAAUCAAAAAGCACGGCAUUCAUUCCAGUAUCGUCCAAGAGCAGCUUGAUGCGUUUGCCGCUAUCGGAAGGCCUGACAACCUGCAAACAUUAAGGCCUCACCCACUCCAUCUCUCUAUCUUGGUUCCUCAUUAAGUUGCUGUCGCUUUUCAGUAGAGAAGAUGGAUUCAUUGGUCUGAGUUCUAAAGUCGGGGAGAAACUUGCGAGACGUGGCCAGGUAUUUUAUGCAUGGCUGACCCAUCAAAAAGGGCCAAUAAAUGUCUAAUAGUGAUCUAAUAAUAGAGCACUAAUAGACAAAUAAUGACUCAGUAUUCAAUUAAUUAGGUACAAUAAUCACACAGUAUUCGUUCAGAAAUAGAACAGUAAACACCUAGUGUUAGUGCUUCGCGUGCAGUCGUGGCCCGCAGGCUUUUGGUCUUAUCACAGGUGUUCCCGUCGACGCGAACAAAUCAAGACAUACGCAGUUGUAUGAAAGGCUAUAGAACUACUUGCUUUCUGUAGUAUUCUUUGUAUUAGUCCCCACUAGAAAUAGAACACUACGAAAGUAAGCAAGUAGUUAGUUAGCUUUUCAUGUCUUGCGUCGCAAGACUACAACACCAGGCAGUACAACAACCUAUGCAGACCAUUCCGCCAACGAGAACAAGCACUGCGUGAGGGCAUCCGCGCUUUAGUUAAGGACCAACAAGCUCGUGGUAGGGAUAGGCUAGCACGCAUCAGAGCAAGAAUAUACAUGGGGGGGGUGAUCAGUGGCAGAGGGGUAGGGGCUUAUGAUCUGAAGGAGUUACUUUUUAACUUUAUUUACUUCGUUCUAACAUGCAGAAGAAGAAACACUUGGGAGUAGGUUCGCUGGCAAUGCGUGACCUGCAUACUUCAGGAGCCUCGUUUUUGCCUGUCGAAGACGAAUCGCAGAUGCAGCAGGUACCUCUUGAAGAUGGGCCGUCUGGUGAUGGAGACGAUGCAGAAGCUCUAGCAGGAGCAGGACUAGACGCUGUCGAAGCAGAAGGUGAAGAUGAGAAAUCAAACGCGACUCGACAGUACGUGGAUGAUAAUCGCACGAGGCUACAGCAGGAAGUAGAAGAAGUCAAGUCGUUGCCAGCCAAAGAAAUUGACAGGAAACUACUAGAACUACAAAAAAAGUCGCCGCAUCUAUGGACGAUACAGGACUGGGUCAAUUGGCGAGUGAAUACGAACGAAUGGCGCCACCUUGUGCGUCACGCGGUCAGCAAUAGAAGGACUAGGUGCAACAUGAAGUACGAAGGAGAUGAGGAUGAGUGGAAGGACAACAGCGAGACUCGUCUGCGACCACAACCCUGGCGCCGCUAUCAAUGGGAGAAGAGCUUUCCAGAAGAGCCCGACGUUAAAUGGUUUGAGAGCAACAGGAGCAGACUGCACCACAAGAACGCCUUCUACGCUGUGAAGAUAGACAGUCGCAUCGAGAUGGUUUUUCUUUUAUCACACGAAUGCUGGGCCUUGCGAUUUAAUGUGGACCCAUCUUAUGGCCGAGCAGUAUUCUUGAUAUUCAUACGUGUGCUUUUAUAUCAUCUCAUCUCUUUUAUAUCAUCUUACUUCUCCGAAGAGUUUGGUGCUGAUCUACGUGGCCCUCUUCUAUCCUCUAAUGAAUAUUUGGCAACGUUUUUUUCUUGGAGUUGGACAAGCCGUUGCAACCAGAACCCUGCAGAGAGCUACUAUCGAAUCUACAGGAGGAGCAGACGACUUUGCAUGUCGUGGAGCCGGUCGCCCACACACUCAACGAUCAUCGAGUUGUGUGGAAGAUCCCAGUGGGAUCGCACUUCGAGGCCCAGCCCAAAGUUGUUGAGCAAAACGAGAAGAAGCAGAAAGGGAAGGGAAAGGCGAAAGGGAAAAAGGAAAAAGACCAAGUGGCGGAUGGGUUGCACGCGGCUGAGUACGAUCCCGAAUGCGAAUGGCAGUGGGAUGAGGAUGAAGUUGCUGAUGAUAUUGAGGACGAGUCUGCCCCUCAUCAACGUGCCCUGAGCCUUCCUGUCUUAGCUGAUCCGGCGCUGUUUCCACCAGAGGAGGAGAACGAGAUGGAGCUUGCAGAGAUCGAAGCUCAUCGAGAUCCGCCACUAGAUGAAGAGCGAGAACCUGCCGCCAACGAGGAUGUCCAAGGGCGUGAGGAGGCGGAAAUGGAGAACCAGCAUCAACAUGCAGCUCCAGCUGUAGCUGAUGGAGGAGGAGGAGGCCUUGCUGACUGGAAUGACGUUGAUGGCGUCUCCAAUGCGUCCAGGAAAGAAAGGGGAGAAAGCGUUAGAGUCUCGCUAGGCUGCUUCACCAUAAAUCAGACGGACGAUGGCAAAGGUGCGGCCAAUACAUGCAUGCGGAUUUAUUGCCUGGAGUCCUGGAAGAGGCGCAUGAACGAGGCGGAUUUGUUUAUGGCUCAUCUAAGUGCAUCACCAGAUCUAGCUCAUCUACAUUGUUUAUAAGUAGGCUCUUCUCUCUUAUUGGUGUAUAUUCUCUAACACGGCCAUCAUUUGGCAGACGCAGGCCAAGCUUAGCGAAUGCGACAAAGAGGAAACGGUAGAGACGUACCUGCGGGGGUGGAUGGUCCACAAUAUGAGUAAGGCGUCGAUAUUCAUGGACACACCACACAGACGGCUGCACGUGGAACGGCAAAAGCAACGAGUCACGUUGGAAUGGAGAGCAAUGACAGACCUUGAACGAGCAGAAAUCAGGAGGAUAUGCGCAACAAGAAAACCAAGGCACCGCUGGGUGUGGCCUUUUCAUGAUGAUGACGAAGAGAAUCCAUAACAUUUUAGAGGCAGAAGAGGACCAUCAUUCUGCAAGCAUCAUGGUUAUUGUUUCGAAGUGAGCUUGUUUUUGAGUAUCAAGCCUCUCUGUAUCUCUUAUCUACGUGUAGAUGCUUAGUUGUAUUGUGUGAGCUUUUGUUUCUUGGUCUUGAUUCAGUACCUCCUAUAAAGAAUGAUCCACAUGAAUUUCUGAGCUAGCGUACUAGCGUACGCGUCUAGUGUUCAUGGAUAUAGAUGCCACUGAAUAGCAAUAGCGUAAGAGUAAUAACGUAAGCAGAUCAGUACCGCAUAACUAAUGACUCAGUCUUGGCCCACUAAUGAACCACUACUAGCCCAGUAAUGGCACAGUAAUUUUUCUCGAAAGCCUACUAAUGGAGCAGUAGUGAACUAGUAUUUAAGCCAAAAAUCCAGUAUACUCAUCAUUUUCACGGGUAACCCCUUGCUUAUACUACUAAUUUAGCCUAGUAUACUCCAAAUUUCCCUCAUAUUAUUGAAUGAUUACUAGGUCAAGCGGCUUAGAUUAUUAGAUGACUACUGAAUCACUAUUGAUUAUUAAUGUACCACUAUUCCAUCGCUUCUGCUCAUUAUUGAACUACCACAAUUGAUCUCAUUUCUCUGCAGUGACGUGCAACAGAUGCCGACGCAUCCUCAUAGACGUAAAGAUGUUUCGCUUGAACAGAUACAGCCGUAGAAUAUACGACGUAUUGCCAUUAGAAAACUCACACAGCUAACUGUGAUUGAAAUUAUAAUGGAUACUAUGGCUCUCACCCAUGUUCUUCAGAGAGGCAUCACACUCAAUGAGAGAUGGAGAGACGAUGCGAGACCAAGAUGAUACAUUAUUUCAGCUGUGGAAGAGAGAAAAAUGACGAGUGA